GCCUCUCUUUUAAAUGCAGAUAAAAUUGAAAAUGUAUUCGGCAUGUCAGUUUCUAUUUACAACAAGUGUACCAACAUUAUAUGCACUAACGUUAGAGCUUGGCUAGCUAGCUAGCUACUGCUGGUAAUGCAUACACACGCCUAACUAGUAAUGAUCAGCCAGCUACUGGCUCUGUAUUAAGAUGUGUAGUUCUCCUUUUAUGUUUACUAAACCCCUGAAAAACACUAACCUUGACCAAUUGUUGUAGACAGUAACCGAGCCUGAUCACGACUCUCAGUUCACAUAGCUCAUUGGACGAAGACGUCUUCUGUGGGAUUUUGGUUAAGAGCCCCGACACUCAAUCUGAACAUUAACAGUCGUAGUUUACCCCACGGUACAGUAACAACAUGUCUUCCGGCCCACCUCAGUCGCCCGCAGUGGCUAAGACAGAGGUGACUGUCGACGGAGAAUGCCCUCUCCUCGCCGCCACCUUUGCCUACUGGGACAACAUCCUGGGCCCGCGGGUGCGACACAUCUGGGCUCCCAGGUGUGAGCAGUCACUGUUGCUGAGUGACGGUGAAGUCACCUUCCUGGCCAAUCACACGCUGAACGGGGAGAUUCUGCGCAGUGCCGAGUGUGGAGCGGUGGACGUCAAGUUCUUCGUCCUAGCUGAGAAGGGCGUCAUCAUUGUCUCGCUGAUCUUUGACGGCGAGCUGAAGGGUGACAAGAACACGUGUGCCCUGUCCAUUAUUCUUCCACAGACAGAGCUGGCCUUCUACCUGCCCCUGCACACUGUCUGUGUGGAGAGGCUCAAACACAUAAUCCGCAAGGGACGCAUCUGGAUGCAGAAAGGCUACAACAUAAUUUCUGUGCUGACAUCAGAGAUUGUCCACAUCAUGGAGCUGCUGUCCUCCAUGAAGACACACAGUGUCCCAGAGGACAUAGACAUCAAGGACACCAUCCUAAAUGAUGAUGACAUUGGAGACAGCUGCCAUGAAGAUUUCCUGCAUAAGGCAAUCAGUUCUCAUCUCCAAACGUGUGGCUGCUCCAUGGUGGUCGGAAGCAACCCAGAGAAAGUCAACAAGAUAGUGCGAACACUGAGCCUUUUCCUCACCCCUGCUGAGAGGAAGUGCUCUCGGCUCUGUAAAGCUGACUCCUCUUUCAAGUACGACACAGGACUGUUUGUACAAGGCCUCCUCAAGGACUCCACAGGCAGCUUCGUCUUGCCCUUCCGCCAGGUGCUGUACUCGCCCUACCCGACCACGCACAUCGACGUGGACAUCAACACGGUGAAGCAGAUGCCACCCUGCCAUGAGCACACGUACAACCAGCGCCUCUACAUGCGCUCGGAGCUCAGCACGCUCUGGAAGGCGGCCAGCGAGGAUGACAUCGCCCCCGACGCUGUCAUUCACACCGAUGAGUCCUUCACCCCCAACCUAAAUAUUUUUCAUGAUGUUAUGCAUAAAGACACUCUGGUGAAGUUAUUUAUAGAUGAGGUGUUCAUGCUGAAGCCAGGCCUCAAUCUGCGAAGUACUUACUUAGCACAGUUCUUGCUGAUCCUUCACAGGAAGGCUCUCACGCUACUCAAAUACAUUGAAGAUGAAACGCAAAAGGGAAAGAUGCCUUUCCGCUCCUUGCGCAGCUUGAAGACAGACCUCGACCUGAUGGUGGAAGGCGACCUGAAUAUUGUCAUGGCUUUUGCUGAGAAGCUGAGGGCUGGACUGCACUCCUUUGUAUUUGGGAAGCCAUUCUAUACCAGUGUACAGGAGCGAGAUGUGCUCAUGAGUUUUUGACUCUUACUCUUAUCCUCAUGACUUAUGUUUGUUUCUUAUCUUUAAUUAUUUCUUAUUAUUGUAGCAUUGUCAAUAAGGAACCUGCAAGUAAGCAUUUAAUUGGACGGUGUAUACCAAGGUUAUUAUAGUAAACUAAAAUUGUAAAAACAAUAUAGUAAACAAAUAAAAACAUAUGCUGAAAUGUAUAAUUGACUGCAAAACGAACUAAAAUAGAAGCCAUCAUAAAUGUUGUUUUUUUUCUCCUUUUAAACAAAUCUAAUACGAUGUAACCAUUUUUUCUAAUGGGAUUUUUGAGCUUCUGAAUAUGCCGAUGUUUCAAUUGGGCUUAGUUUGUGCAUUGCUAUCACUAGCUAACAGGGAAGAAAUCUGAGGGUGAGCACAGAGCUGGGCUAAGCUAGAACAGCUUGUAAAGUUGGAGCCGUUCACAAUCUACAAUGACAAACUUCACUGACAGCCAGUCGCUGUCUGAUGUGGUGCCAUGCCUUCUCACUUGCAAUCUACUACUACUGGGGGAGAGAGCGAGAAAGUCACCUCCGGCAAGGAUGGCUGUUUAUCCUAAGCUGUGGCACUGGAUCUGGUUUCUGCACCUGCAUCCCAAGAGUUCGUGGAGAGAAUAUUCUUUGUCCGUAGACAACUGUCAUCAGGCUUGAGAAACCGAACAACCACCUCUCUGGAACGCAGUCUUCUUGAAGAUGAACCAGAAACACGCUGGCUGGCUUUGAACUGAUAGAUUUGUGAAUGUGUUGCUUAUGUUUUUGCUGUUGCAGCCAUUUUUCUUAACCUAUUUGAAGGGCUUAGUCAUUGAUACAUGUUUAAUGACAUCCCCAAAAAAGCAACUAUAGACCUACAACACAAAUGGCUCCUGGCCUCCUACACACAGGCUGCUUUCUGUCCCUAAAUCUAAAAACAAUAAAUUGUUUUAUCAAACAAACUAAAUAAAAACUAGUAAACCAAGUCUGAUCUAACAAACUAAACUGAAUUUCAAAUUAAAAACAAACAAUAGAAAUAACUAAUAUUAAAUCACAAAACUAUAAUAACCUUGAUGUUUACCAUGUGUAUCCUGUACAUAAGACUAAUAAAACUUAACUCUAUCAUGUCUUGAAAUGGGUAAGACAUUUACAUGUGAUUUGUCCAAAAGCUGCCUUUUAUUAGAGAGGCAAUUUCUGUCCACUAAAGUGUUUGAAAUGUUCAAAAACAAUACAGAAUGUCCAAAGGUCCACAUUUCAGAUGUUGAAUUUUUGGAGGAUCUCUGUCCCAUUUAAUUAAAGUCCAAACACUCAAUGUCUUAUUGAAA
Salmo salar (Atlantic salmon) is the source of this 3066-nucleotide messenger RNA. RefSeq names its product guanine nucleotide exchange factor C9orf72. The record is from RefSeq and is a predicted model, not a curated record. NCBI's taxonomy places the organism in Eukaryota, Metazoa, Chordata, Actinopteri, Salmoniformes, Salmonidae. Gene Ontology annotation, molecular function: guanyl-nucleotide exchange factor activity. Gene Ontology annotation, biological process: endocytosis; autophagy. Gene Ontology annotation, cellular component: autophagosome; endosome.